AUGCAAUUUGUGAAAGAAACUUGUGAUAAUUUCACUGUGCCUGAUGUUCUAUUGUGCAUGAUUUCUAGUGGGGGUACAGUUGCUGGUUUGGCUCUCGGAUCAUGGCUGAGUAAAUUAAAAGCAAAAGUUCAUGCAUUCUGUGUAUGCGAUGACCCUGAUUACUUCUAUGACUAUGUUCAAUGCCUGCUUGAUGGACUCCAAGCUGGCGUUUGCUCACGUGAUAUAGUUAACAUUCAAAAUGUGAGCACUUAA
This is a messenger RNA of Ilex paraguariensis (yerba mate), 252 nucleotides long. The record is from the annotation of a GenBank genome assembly. Lineage: Eukaryota; Viridiplantae; Streptophyta; Magnoliopsida; Aquifoliales; Aquifoliaceae.